This is a messenger RNA of Anolis carolinensis (green anole), 11274 nucleotides long. It is a transcript of the gene kcp, whose product is annotated as kielin cysteine rich BMP regulator. Gene Ontology annotation, cellular component: extracellular region. Gene Ontology annotation, biological process: positive regulation of BMP signaling pathway. Gene Ontology annotation, molecular function: protein binding. NCBI's taxonomy places the organism in Eukaryota, Metazoa, Chordata, Lepidosauria, Squamata, Anolidae. The coding region runs from base 1 to 8316 and encodes 2771 amino acids. The transcript has 51 exons. The record is from RefSeq and is a predicted model, not a curated record.
AUGUGGUCCCACGUUGUCUCACCUGGACAGGUGUCUGUCAGGAAGCCAAGCUCUGGCACCAAGUGGCCCAAGGCCUCAUGGCGAGGCCGACCGUGGCUCAGCCCAGGACUGCUGCUCCAUUCUUCAGCCGAGCCAACCUGGACCACCGCAAAAAGGCUCUCUAGUUCUUCCCAAGGCGGCCGAGGGAGCAAAGCAAGCAACAGCUGUGGUAGAGAAGGAGAAGGAAGAGAAGGAGGAGAAGGAGGCGGCAACGGAGCAUUAACCCUCUGGGCCCGGCUGGUCAGAGAAAGCGAGGAGGGAGGGAGGGGAGGAGGAGGAGGAGAAGGAGGGAACAAAACAGGGCAGGAAGGAGGGGAAAAGAGGGGGACCCUUUGGAGGGAGAGAGAGAGGGAAGGAGGAGAAGCGCGAGAGGAAGGAGAGAAAGAGGGAAAGAGAAGAGGAGGCGAGGGGAAGGAGGGAAGACAAGAAAGGCAGAGGGAAGGAGUGAAGGAGAGAGAGAGCGGAGGGAGGAGAGGAGAAGAAAGGGAGCAAAGUGUGAGCAGAGAGAGGAAGGGGAGAAAAGUCGGAAGAAGGGAGCGAGAGAGGGAGACGGAGGAGAGGAAGGAAGGAGGGAAGGAAGAGAGAGAGAGAGCAGGAAGGGAGACCCUUGAGGACCUCUUUCCUUCCUUCCUUCCUUCCUUCCUUCCUUCCUUCCUUCCUUCCUUCCUUCCUUCCUUCCUUCCUUCCUUCCAUCCCCUUUUCCUUCCUUCCUUCCUUCCUUCCUUCCUUCCUUCCUUCCUUCCUUCCUUCCUUCCUUCCUUCCAUCCAUCCCCUUUUCCUUCCUUCCUUCCUUCCUUCCUUCCUUCCUUCCUUCUUUUCCCUUUUUCUUCCUUCCUUCCUUCCCACGUUCCUUCCUUCCUUCCAUCCAUCCAUCCAUCCAUCCCCUUUUCCUUCCUUUCUUCCUUCCUUCCCACGUUCUUUCCUUCCUUCCUUCUCUCCUUCCUUCCUUCCUUCUUUCUUUCUUUCCUUCCUUCCUUCCUUUCUUCCUUCCAUUCUCUUUUCCUUCCUUCCUUCCUUCUUUCCCACGUUCUCUCUUUCUUUCCUUCCUUCUUUUCCUCUUUCUUUCUUUCCCCCCCUCUCUCUCCUUCCUUCCUUCCUUCCUUCCUUCCUUCCUUCCUUCUGUCUUUCUUUCCUUCCUUCCUUCCUUCCUUUCCCUCUCCCGCCCUGAGGCCUCCGUGGGGAUGUGGGGGGUCUUGGGGGGUCUCGGGCCCCCCCCCCCUCCUCCUCCUCCUCCUCUUCGUCCCGACGCCGCCCGCCCACCCGGACCCUCCGCUCCUGCACUACUACGCCGACAACGUCCUUGACCUCCUGGAGGCGCUGAACAUCACCCGCUCGGUGCUGGGGGUCACCAAGGCCAAGGGCCCUGAUCCGGGGGUGCCGGCCUGGAAGUUCCGCCCCCGGGUCCCCCACCUGACGUUGCCCUGGGAUUACUCGGUCUACCUGCUCUCCACAGUGCAAGGGGCCCUGGGCUUCCACUUCGUGGCCCGACAGAGCCGGGGCUCUGAGGGGACCCUCAUCUCCCUGGUCUCGCCAGCCGCUCUCAAGAGGGAUGGGCACCCGCUUCUGCAGCUGGUCUCCAACACCCGUGCCGACCACCUGCGGUUGGACUACCGCGCUGUCCACAACAUGGAGCCCGCCCGGCUGGUCUUCCCUACCGGCAACCCCUUUGCCCACAGCCGCUGGGUCCGGCUGGCCCUCAACCUGGAGCCGUUGCGCAUCACACUCUUUGUGGAUUGCCAGGAGCCCUUCAUCUUUGGGAAAAGCGGCGGGGAGGAGGUGCUGAGCCUCAUCCUGCCCCUGGAUCUCCAGAUCACCUUCGCCAGUGUCUUGGGGGACAAGACCAGCAAGUUCCUGGGCUACUGGCAGACGGCAGAGAUUUCGCCCAGCGGCUUCCCACAUCGUCCCUGGCACUGUGACAACCUCCCAGAGCCAGACCCGCUUCCUCUGCCUUACGCCAUCCCUGCGGAGCGGUACGCAGACUCGCCUGGAGAGCAUCUCCUGGAGCUGGACUCUCCUCCUCUGCACUUUGAGCCGCUGGCCCUGACCGACAUCCGCCACUACCAGCGCGAAGCCAGCGAGUCGGACUUCCCUCCCUUUGGGUCAGCCCUGCGGACCGAUCCGGCCGGCCCGGAAGAGCGGAUCCGGAGGUUGGAGGAGCUGGUGGAUGGGCUGGGCACCAUGCUGGACAUGGUCAAGGAGCAGAAUUCAGACUUACUGGUCCGCGUGAAGUCCCUGGAAGAGUGCGAGUGCCGGCCCUUGUCAUGCGUGUGGGAAGGACGGCGCUACGAAGACGGGGCUUCCUGGGAGAAGGAUGCGUGUGCCACUUGCACCUGCAUCCGGGGCAGGACGGAGUGCUCCUUGCGCCACGACCGGCCACACUGCUUGGGUUGCGUGGACGGGAGAAAGGAAGGGGAGAGCUGGAAGAUGGAGGCAUGCCAGACUUGCUGGUGUAAGGCUGGGACGGUGCAAUGCCAGGCCACCAAAUGUCCUGAACUUUCAUGUCGGGAGCGCUACACGCCACCAGGAGAAUGCUGCCCCGUUUGCCGUCCAGGUUGCGAGUACGAAGGACAGAGGUACCAAGAAGGGGACAUCUUUGUGGCCAAGUCGAACCCGUGCAUGAAUUGCUCCUGCCUGAGGAGCCUGGUCCGAUGCCACCCCAUCCAGUGCCCCCCGAUCCGAUGCUCCAAGGCCGUCCCACAACCAGGACACUGCUGUCCUGUCUGUCCAGUUUCUCCAGUCUGUGAGCUGGAUGGGCGAUCCUUAGAGCCUGGGCUGGAGGUCACUUCUGCUGACGGAUGCCAACGCUGUUCCUGCUUUAUUGGUGAGCACCCUUUGGGUUCGUUUAGCCAAUUACAGAUCCACCUAACCGUAGUUUUGUCUAGCCCACAUUUUACUAGUUUGUUUGCCAGAAGGUCGUGGGGGACUUUGUCGAAGGCCUUACUGAAAUCCAGGUACGCUACAUCCACAGCAUUCCCUGUAUCGACCCAACUCGUAACUCUAAUGACUGAUUCUCUCCUUCAGGAAGGGGAGCUGUUGUGCGUCCCAGCCCAGACGUGUGCCAAGACCUGCAGCCAUGGCCUCCCGCCCACUGGGGCUUCUUGCUGCCUGGACUGCUCCCGCUGCCUCUUCCGUGGGCAGGUCGUCCCCAGCGGAGGAGAAGUCCCUGGAAACAGCCUUUGCCAACGCUGCCUCUGCAAGGAAGGGAACGUUCUCUGCUCUCCAGUUUCUUGCCCAAAGCUGGACUGCGCCGUCACAGAGGAAGUGCCCGGACAAUGUUGCCGCCGAUGCCAGGGGUGUAUGGAUGGGGCUUCUCGGUAUGAACACAAUGAGGAGUGGACCCCUGCCACGGAUCCGUGCCUUAAGUGCAGGUGCCAGGAAGGCAAUUCCGUCUGCAAAAGGAGGCACUGUGCCAUCCUGUGCCGCUCUCCGGCCCGCCCUCGGCCAGGCACCUGCUGCCCUGUUUGUGACGGUUGCCUGUGGGAAGAGCGGGAGUACCGCCGUGGGGAGACGGUGCCCAGCGAGGACCCCUGCCAGAGGUGCACCUGUUUGGCAGGAGAAGUCACGUGUGAAAACCUGUUUGCAGACUGCCCGCCCUUGUCCUGCUCCCACCCGGCCAGACGCCCAGGCCAGUGCUGCCCCACCUGCGAAGUGUGUGAUUUUGAAGGCCGCCUGUAUCCCAGUGGAGAGACCUUCACUCCUGCGGGAGAGAGCCCCUGCCUGCACUGCACGUGCACAGAAGGGAGUGUCCGGUGCCAGGAAGAGGCCUGUCCUCCGCUGCUGUGCUCCCAUCCGCUCCAAGAGCCAGGCCACUGCUGCCCUUCCUGCAAAGUCUGCAUUCUGGACAGCAUUGAGUUCGAAGACGGCACCGAAUGGGAACCCGAAGGAGAGCCUUGCAGGACCUGUGUCUGCCACCAGGGGGAGCCAGUCUGCAGCGCCGUCCAGUGCCCACCAGUUCCUUGCCAGCAUCCAGCCCAGUUGCAAGGCGCCUGCUGCCCAGAAUGCCAGCGAUGCUCCUACAACCAGCGGCUUUACAACAACGGGCAGGAAUUUCUCGACCCCGAUAACCUUUGCCAGAGCUGCCAGUGUGCGGACGGGACGGUGAGCUGCAGCCCCAUCGUUUGCCCUCCGGCCACUUGCCCCCGACCACAGAAGAAGCCUGGAUCCUGUUGUGCCAAAUGCCCAGACUGCACGUAUGAGAACCGGAUCAUAGCAGACGGAGAGGAGGUCCCCAGCCCUUUGCAUCCGUGCCAGGCUUGCAUCUGCACCGGAGGCGAAAUGCGCUGCAUGGAGCGGCAGUGCCCCGGGGCUUUGUGCGCCCACCCUUUACUGGGCUCUUGCUGCCAGAACAACUGCAAUGGUUGCAACUACGCCGGGAAGGAGUAUCCCAACGGAGCCGAAUUCCCGCACCCCACGGACAAGUGUCGGAAGUGCCAUUGCAUUAAUGGCAAUGUGCAAUGCCUCACUCGCCGGUGCCUUCCGCUGCCUUGCCCAGAGCCCUUCUCUGUGCCAGGAGAGUGCUGCCCCCGGUGUCCAGCCCCACCAGCCACCUGUGUCUACCUGGGCCUCUCCUAUCAGCACAUGGAGCGUUUCUACGAUCCGUCGGACAAAUGCCGGGACUGCAUCUGCACCAACGGGACCAUCACCUGCCAACGCCAACCCUGCGUGCCGGUCCAGUGCUCCCACCCUCUGCGGCACGAUUGCUGCCUCUCCUGCGAUGGCUGCCUUUACCAGGGCAAGGAGCUCCCCAACGGAGAGCAGUUUGCGGACCCCCAAGACCCCUGCGGCACCUGUUCCUGCUGGGAAGGGAGCGUCACCUGCAAGGCCACCCCCUGCCCGCCCCCCGAGUGCCCCUUCCCCACCUCAGGGCCCUGCUGCAAGGUCUGCGAAGGUUGUGAAUACCUUUCGGAGCCUUACCUGAACGGCCAGGAAUUCCCAGAUCCCCAAGACACCUGCGGGAUCUGCACCUGCCUCAACGGGUUUGUCACCUGCGCCAAGAAGCCCUGCUACCAAGCCGGUUGCAGCCACCCUCUCCGAGUGCCCGGCCAGUGCUGCCCUGUCUGCCAAGGUUGCUCCUACAAUGGCCUCACUGUUGCCAACGGGCAGACCUUUGCCGACCCUGGAGACCCCCUCUGUUCCCAAUGCACUUGUCGGGCUGGCUCCGUUCAGUGCCUGAGGAAGCUCUGCCCUCCCGCCCCCUGUGCCCACCCUGUGCAGGGUCCAUGCGCCUGCCCUCUCUGCCAAGGGUGCAGUUUCCAGGGGAACAAAUAUGGAGACGGAGAGGCCUUUGCUUCACCCAACAAGCCCUGCGAGGAAUGCCGUUGCCUGAGAGGGGAGGUCUCCUGUGCCCCCCGCUUUUGCUCAACACCCCUCUGCCCUCACCCCUCGAAAGACCCCUGCGGAUGCCCUGUCUGCAACGCCUGCAGCUUCCAUGGGAGAGAUUGUGACAAUGGUGAGCUCUUUCUGGACCCCCGGGACCCCUGCGGACAGUGCAAGUGUUCGGGUGGCACCGUGACCUGUGUUCCCGCUCCAUGCCCACCCAUAUCCUGCCAGAACCCCAUCACUCUGCCAGGACAAUGCUGCCCAAAAUGCACAGGUGCCUGCCGCUACCAUGGGCAGCUCUAUAAGAGUGGAGAGGCCUUCGUUUCUCCGGAGGAGGCCUGCCACACCUGUACCUGCCAGGCCGAAGUGGUGACGUGCCAGCCCAAGCCUUGCCCCCAAAAGUGCACGCAUCCCGAGGCCCCAAAGGCUCCCUCCUGCUGUCCGUCUUGCGACGGCUGCCUCUACAAGGAGCACAGCUAUGCCAAUGGGCAGACCUUCACCCCACCUUCAGACCCCUGCAAACGCUGCAGCUGCCUCCACGGCAACGUGCUCUGUGCCCCGGUGGUGUGUCCCCAGGUGCCGUGUGCCAAUCCCAGGCACGAACCUGGCCAGUGCUGCCCACAGUGCCCAGCCAUUUGCCAGCAUGCAGGUCGGGAGUAUGCAGAAGGCAAGCAGUGGGUCUCCUCCUUGGACCCUUGUCAGCGGUGCUCCUGUACGGCUGGGGAGACCUCUUGCGAAUCGGUGCCUUGCAAAGAGACGCUCUGCUCGCACCCGGUUCCCGACCCUGGCCAGUGCUGCCCUCGCUGCCACGGCUGCCUCUUCGAAGGAGAGCGCUAUGCAAACGGGGAGGCCUUUAAGCCCGAGUCCUGCCUCCAGUGCACCUGCCAGGAUGGAAACGUCCGCUGUGAGAUGAUCCAGUGCCCCCCAAUGUCCUGCUCCCACCCCGUGACGGAGCCUGGGGUCUGCUGCCCACGUUGCAAAGGCUGCACCUAUGAGGGCCGAGAACGCCCCGACGGCUCCAGCUGGCUCUCCUCGGCGGUGCCCUGCAUGGCCUGCAUGUGUGUGGACGGCGUGGCCACCUGCGCCGAGAUCGCCUGCAUCCGCUCCUGCACCAACCAGAUCAACGUUCCUGGGGAGUGUUGCCCGCUGUGUGCAGAUUGCAUUUACGAGGGCCUUGUGUAUGGACCAGGUGAGAGUUUCCAGCCAGGAAAGGAUCCCUGUGAGAUUUGCACCUGUGAGGUGAUGUCUGAUGGCGAACAGCACCUGCAAUGCUACCGGAAGCAGUGUCCCAGCCUGUUGGACUGUCCCCGGGAACAGAUUCAGGUGCCGGGACCCGGGCACUGCUGCCCCACUUGCGCCCAAGCCCUGAGCAACUGCACUCCCAGCCUGGUGGGCAACGAAGUCCUGGCUACAGACGAGCCCUGCUACAGCUGCCAAUGCAAGGAUCUGACCUGGGUUUGCAUGCACCAAAGCUGUCCGCUGCUGAGCUGCCCGGCUGCCGAGCGCUUCGUCCCUCGCGACGCCUGCUGCCCAGUUUGUGAUGAAUGUGUAAUCGAAGUUGAAGGGCGGCGCGUCUCCGAUGGCGAGACCUGGACAGACAGCACAGAUAGCUGCGUUUCCUGCUCAUGCAAAAUGGGUCAUAUCGAGUGCCACAUCCAGGAAUGCAUGCCCUUGUUGUGCCAGGAUGGGCUGGAGAAGGUUCAGAUGCCUGGGAGGUGUUGUGCUGAAUGUCAAGAUCCAGGCCUCAGCUGCUCUUACCAAGGCCAGACCCUGCAGUCCAAUGACCACUGGCAGGUGGACGAAUGUACCACCUGCACCUGCCUCUCCGGAGAGGUUCACUGCCGGACUGAACGCUGCCCGCCAACCGCCUGCGCUGCUGACGAGACGCCCACUAUGAUCCCUGGCGUAUGCUGCCCACACUGCGUCCCCCGACCCGCUACUUGCGUGGCCUUUGGCGACCCGCAUUACCGCACUUUCGAUGGCCGGAUGGUCCACUUCCAGGGCAGCUGCACCUACAUCCUGGCCCAGGACUGCGAAGGGGGAGACUUCAGCAUUCAUGUGACCAAUGAAGACCGUGGACGCCAAGGAGUCUCCUGGACCAAGGAGGUGGCCGUGAUGGUUGGUGACACCGUUGUGCGCCUACUCCAGGAUCGUGUCGUCAUGGUGGACUCUCUGACCGUGACCCUCCCCUUCCUGAAGGAGCCCCACCUGUACAUUGAGCUCAAGACCAGCACCCUCCUCCUGAACACCAACCUCGGACUGAAGGUUCUCUGGAACGGCCGCUCCCACCUGGAGGUGAGUGUACCUGGGACAUACAAAGGCCGGACCUGUGGACUCUGCGGAAACUUCAACAGCUACCCCCAGGAUGACCUGCGGCUCCGAUCCGGCCACUUGACCCUUUCAGAGGCAGCUUUUGGCAACAGCUGGAAGGUGACCCCCACCAAUGCCACGGACCCCAGCCGCAGUUGUGCCGACGGGACAGAUGUGGACCCCUGCAAGGAGUCCGGCUACCGUUCCCGCAAAGAGGCCAACACGCGGUGCAAAGUGCUCAAGGGGCCUCCCUUUGACCGCUGCCACGCAGCUGUGCCCCCGGAGCCCUUCUUCGCCUCCUGCGUCUAUGACCUCUGCGCCUGCGGAGCUGCCGGGAGCGACGACUGCCUCUGUGAAGCCUUGGAGGCCUAUGCUGCCGAGUGCCGCCACGCCGGGCUGGUGCUGCAGUGGCGCUCGCCCACGCUGUGCGCGGUGGGCUGCCCCCAGGACCGGGGCUACGUCUUUGACGAAUGUGGGCCCCGCUGCCCAAAGACCUGCUUCAACUGCGCCUUACCGCUGGGGGUCAUGGAGGCGCACUGCUUCAAGCCCUGCGUGCCCGGGUGCCAGUGCCCGGCCGGACUCGUGGAGCACGAGGCCCACUGCAUCCCGCCCGAGGCCUGUCCCCGUGUCAUCCACGGCACGCUGUGAGUGACCACGGGAUGCACCUGCACUGGAGAAUGGAUGCCGUUUCACGCCUCUUUUAUCUGCCUUGGCUCAAUGGAACCCCGGGAGCUGUAGUUUGGUGAGGCGCCAGAACUAUUUGGAAGAGAAAGCAAAAGGCGUGGUAAAGCUCAAUGCUAUGAAAUCCUGCACUUGGAAAUGUUAUGGCUCAAUGCUGUGGUAUCUUGGGAGUUAUAGUUUGACAAGGUCUUUAGCCUUCCCUGCCAAAAGCAUGCUAGGGCCUCACCAUCCUCAUCCUGGGAGUUGUAGUGUUACAAAGGCUUUAGCCACCCAAAAGCAUGCUGGAACUUCACUAUCCUCAUCCUGGGAGUUGUAGUGUUACAAAGGCUUUAGCCACCCAAAAGUAUGCUGGAACUUCACUAUCCUCAUCCUGGGAGUUGUAGUUUUACAAAGGCUUUAGCCACCCAAAAGUAUGCUGGAACUUCACCAUCCUCAUCCUGGGAGUUGUAGUUUUACAAAGGCUUUAACAUGCCAAAAGCUUACUAGGGUCUCACCAUCCUCAUCAUAGGGGUUGUAGUUUUACAAAGACUUUAGCAUGCUGGGGAGUCACCAUUCUCAUCUUGGGAGUUGUAGUGUUACAAAGGCUUUAGUCUGUCAAAAACAUGUUGGGUCUUCACCAUCAUCAUCCUGGGAGUUGUAGUUUUACAAAGGCUUUAGCCACCCAAAAGCAUGCUGGAACUUCACCAUCCUCAACCUGGGAGUGCUAGUUUUACAAAGGCUUUAGCCUGCCAAAAGCAUGCUGGGGCCUCACCAUCCUCAUCCUGGGAGUUGUAGUUUUACAAAGGCUUUAGCCACCCAAAAGCAUGCUGAGGCCUCAUCAUUGCCAUCUCGGGAGUUGUAGUUUUACAAAGGCUUUAGCAUGCUGGGGCCUCACCAUCCUUAUUGUCAGAAUUGUAGUUUUACAAAGGCGUUAGCCUGCUAAAAGUCUGCUAGGACCUCACCAUCAUCACCCUGGGAGUUGUAGUUUUACAAAGGCUUUAGCAUGCUGAGGCCUCACCAUGGUCAUCCUGGGAGUUGUAGUUCUACAAAGGGAUUAGCAUGCCAAAGGCCUACUAGAGUCUCACCAUCGUCAUCCUGGGAGUUGUAGUUUUACAAAGGUUUUAACAUGCUGGGGCCUCACCAUGGUCAUCCUGGGAGUUGUAGUUCUACAAAGAGAUUAGCAUGCCAAAGGCCUACUAGAGUCUCACCAUCAUCAUCCUGGGAGUUGUAGUUCUACAAAGGGAUUAGCAUGCCAAAGGCCAACUAGAGUCUCAUCAUCGUCAUCCUGGGAGUUGUAGUUCUACAAAGGGAUUAGCAUGCCAAAGGCCUACUAGAGUCUCACCAUCGUCAUCCUGGGAGUUGUAGUUUUACAAAGGCUUUAACAUGCUGGGGCUUCACCAUUGUCAUCCUGGGAGUUGUAGUUCUAUAAAGGGAUUAGCAUGCCAAAGGCCUACUAGAGUCUCACCAUCGUCAUCCUGGGAGUUGUAGUUUUACAAAGGCUUUAGCAUGCUGGGGCCUCACCAUCCUCAUCCUGGGAGUUGUAGUUCUACAAAGCGAUUAGCAUGUCAAAAGCCUACUAGAGUCUCACCAUCGUCACCCUGGGAGUUGUAGUGUUACAAAGGCUUUAGCCACCCAAACGCAUGCUGAGGCCUCACCAUUGCCAUCUCGGGAGUUGUAGUUUUACAAAGGCUUUAGCAUGCUGGGGCCUCACCAUCCUCAUCCUGGGCGUUGUAGUUCUACAAAGGGAUUAGCAUGUCAAAAGCCUACUAGAGUCUCACCAUCCUCAUCCUGGGAGCUGUAGUGUUACAAAGGUUUUAGCCACCCAAAAGCAUGCUGAGGCCUCACCAUUGCCAUCUCGGGAGUUGUAGUUUUACAAAGACUUUAGUAUGCUGGGGCCUCACCAUCCUUAUUGUCAGAAUUGUAGUUUUACAAAGGGAUUAGCAUGUCAAAAGCCUACUAGAGUCUCACCAUCGCCAUCCUGGGAGUUGUAGUUUUACAAAGGCUUUAGCAUGCUGGGGCCUCACCAUCGUCAUCCUGGGAGUUGUAGUUCUACAAAGGGAUUAGCAUAUCAAAAGCCUACUAGAGUCUCACCAUCGCCAUCCUGGGAGUUGUAGUUUUACAAAGGCUUUAACAUGCCACAAGCCUACUAGGGUCCGACCAUCCUCAUCCUGGGAGUUGUAGUUCUACAAAGGCUUUCGCCUGCCAGAAGCAUGCUGGGGCCUCACCAGACUACAAAUCACAGGAUUCCAGUGCAUUGAGCCAUGGUACUUAAAGCAGUACUUCCAUAUCUCAAUACUGUGGAAUGCUGGGAUUUGUAGUUUGGUGAGGCCCCGGUCUCCUUUUGACAGAGAAAGCUAAAGACGUUGUCAAACUACAACUCCUAGAAUGCCUUCUCUGUCUUACCAAACUACAACUCCCGGGAUUCCAUAGCAUAGAGCAGGCCUGGGCAAACUUGGGCCCUCCGGGUGUUUUGGACUCCAACUCCCACAAUUCCUAACAGCCUACUGGCUGUUAGGAAUUGUGGGAGUUGAAGUCCAAAACACCCGGAGGGCCCAAGUUUGCCCAUGCCGGCCAUGGAGCCAUGGCUGCUAAAGUGGUAUCAAACUGCAUUAAGUCCACUGUUUAGAUGCCCUCCGGGGGACCCUUUUCCUCAUUCAAAUUCUCUUAUCAAGUUGGACUUCAUGGAAGAUGUUGAGAAGGAUUUUAUUUCUCUGGCCGAGGUGAAAUAGUCUCACCUUGGUCCACAUCUCUGGAAGGAAGUCAACGAUCUAUUGAUAGGAAUGCGAAGCCUAUGCAAAGGCAGAACCAGUAACAGGCCACCUUUGAAUGUCAACAUUGACUGGGAAGAAAGAAAAUGAUCCUUAUGAUGGUUGGGAAUGGGGUGAGGUGUUGAAGACCACGCUGAAAGUUGGGAUUGUGAAACCAAAAUAAAUUAUGUAAAACACA